This is a messenger RNA of Onychostoma macrolepis, 2851 nucleotides long. It is a transcript of the gene ikbip, whose product is annotated as IKBKB interacting protein. Lineage: Eukaryota; Metazoa; Chordata; Actinopteri; Cypriniformes; Cyprinidae. The transcript has 3 exons. The record is from RefSeq and is a predicted model, not a curated record. Bases 341 to 1360 code for a protein of 339 amino acids.
CAGAGAAAAGUAACGGCUAUCACGUGACAAGGCUGCUUGUAUGCCCUUUCAACAAAUAUAAUUUUCAGCGAAACAGUUACACUUCUUAACUUUAAUAGACACUGAAAUAAGCACAAACAGAAGAAAGUUAAAACAGCAUAAAUAUUAUUUAGACUCGCCGAGGCUCCGCCCACUCCGUUACGUCAGUCCGCGCCUCGCUCUGAUUGGCUCCCAGCGGAACGGCUGCGUGGCGAUUCCAGCCUCCGACGAGAGAAACUUCUCAAACUUUACAAACGCAGAAUAACUUCUGUUUUCUUCAGCGUUAUCCUCCUGACGCGCCGCUUCAGAAGAGAGCUCAGUCAUGCAGGCCAGCGGCGUGAAGCAGCGGCAGAAGAGCGCACACAAGCCGCAGAACGGAGAGCCGCAGCGGCGGCGGAGCGAGGACGAGCCCGGGAUCAGAGGCGCUGCUCCGGGAUUCAGUCCCGAUGCGAAGCUCUGCGUCAGUCUGCUGUGCCUCUCAGUCUCGCUCUUCAUCGCAUGGCUGCACCUCCAGCAGAGCGCGAAGCUCGCAGAGAUCACCCACAAAUACGAGCUUCUGCGCGCAGACAGCCGCGGCGUCCUGGAGCUGGAGCACAGACUCACCGCGGUCUCUCAGCAGUGUGCUCCGGCCGUCUCUCGGAGCGAGGCUCUGGACGCGGAGGUGUCCCGGCUGCAGGAGCGCUUCUCCAGUCUCGCCGGUCAGCGGCAGCAGCUCCAGCUGAACCUGAGCGCUGUGGCUCGGGCCGUGGAGAGCGCGGAGCAGCAGGUCUCCAGCGAGGUGAGCUCCAGGCUGGCCUCCAUCCGUACGGACGUGCGGCGCAUGGCUGGGCUGGAGGGCGAGGUGGAGCUGCUGCUCAGCCAAACUCAAGCCCUGGAGGAGAAGGUGGCGCAGACGGAGAAGCUGAUGGUCAGGCGCAUCGGUGACCUGCUGGCCGGCAGCAUCGACCGCGUCUCGGCUCUGAGGAGCUCUGCUGACAGGAGCGGCCAGCGGCUGGAUCAGAUCAGCGCGCUCGUUCACCAGCUCUCAGAGGUGCACCGCCAGCUGUCCGAGCGCGUCCUGGCACUGGAGAGCGGACAGGCCAAGCUGCUGAGGACCGCCACCUUCGCCAGCGACCUCAAGCCCAAGGUCUUCUCCAUCAGGCAGGACUUCGCCGUCAUCGAGCCCAAACUGGACGACCUGACGCUGAGGAUCGGCCUGCUGGCUGAAGACCUGAUGAGCCGAGAGGAGGAGCGCAGUCAGAGAGACGAGACCACACACGACGCCUUGAACGAGGAGGCGUGGACUCCAGACGCUCGGGACACUGAGCAACUCGAGAGCUCCUGCGUGAGGUCUGCUGACUGAGAAACACUGACGUGAACAUCACCACGAGAUGCGGCGUGAUCCUGACUGCCAGACCUCACUGACGAGGUUCUGCAUGCAGUGUACAUCAAAGAAUAGCCAUCUACGAAGCAUGGUACACUUUACCAGCCAGAAGUGUGAUGCUAAGAAUUCAGCUUUGAAAUCACAGGAAUAAAUUACAUUUUGAAAUGUAUUCAAAUAGAAACCAGUUAUUAGGAGGAGUGUAUCUUUCAGGGAUGAAGUCCGUUCUCCUCACAUCCACGUCCUGCAGAAAAACAUGUUCAAUAAGGUUUGACGAGCAGAAAGUGUCCAAGACUUCAGUCUUUACUCUGAAUAUAUUGAUUGCUUCAUAUUUUAAAACCUAACAAACUUUGAACAUUUAAAACGUUUUUGUGAAAAAUAUGACUGCUGUUUUUCUUUGAAAUAAAUGUUAUUUUAAAUGUAAAGACAAUUUGCAUUAUUUUUAAACACAGUAGUAAACAUUUGAAGUGGAUCAAAAAAGUUCAUCAAAGUUGUCCAAAGACAAGAACGCAUCUUAGUUUAGGUUUUGAUCCGCUUCAAAUGUUGACUACUGCUGUGUGUUUGGAGUCUGCUAACACAAAUAUCAGUGAGGCAGUAUUCACGUAUUACAGUAGUUUUCUACAGCAAGCAGUCAUGAAACUUCGACAGUGAUUCGGGGUCUCAGGGCUGUGUUUUGAUUGCCGUGAUCCAUGUUUGCAUCUGUCAUCUGCUCCUGAGACAAUCUGCUGUAUGUGACGUUUUAGACAAACAGGGCGAAUUAAAGCAAUAUAUUUUAGUUGUUUAGUUGAUUUUAAUGCUUUGUCAUGUUUUAAAUUAUUUGAAGUCAUCUUGAGGCACAUUUUUGGAUGUUUGCUGAUAAACAACGUUAUAUAGAAAAUGUAUUUAUAAAUAAUUAAAAUACAUAAAUGUGAGAAACGCUCUCAUGUCAUGUAAACAAAGCUGAUUCUCAGUAGUUCACUUUGAGGUAUGACUUAACAGUAAGUUUUUACUGUAAUUUAUGUGUAAAUAUCAAGGAUUUUCCAUUUUAUGACCUCUUUAAAAUACAGAAAUGUUCAAAAUUUGUGAAAUGUUCUCAUCAUGUUAUAUUAAUAUUAAUUUUGGAUGUUAUUUUAGGUAUUGCAUUGGUCAUUUGACACAAUGGUUUAAAACAUUUUAUUGGAAAACAACUACAGUGUAUUGUAUUUUGGUUAUUAUGAUGACCAGAUUAAGAUCUGAUUAACUUACACGGCUUCUCCAGGUCUACACAUCAUGCUUUAGCAAUCAGGUUUGGUCAUGUAUCCAGGUUUUUCAAGUCUGUGUGAAUUAAAAUCAUAAAAUGUCUUUUUCAGUUGUUCUAGUUUAUCUUUAGCUGACGAAUGCUUGUUUUGUCUUACUUCGAGUUGUUUUAAGUCAUCUUGAAGUGGGCCAGACACCCUGGAUGAGAACCACUGGAUUAAUUAAACAAACAAACAUAAUGAUAUGAAAAAUGCAUUU